Messenger RNA from Alternaria conjuncta, 879 nucleotides. RefSeq lists its product as uncharacterized. The record is from RefSeq and is a predicted model, not a curated record. The transcript has 2 exons. Gene Ontology annotation, molecular function: hydrolase activity. The coding region runs from base 1 to 879 and encodes 292 amino acids. Gene Ontology annotation, cellular component: extracellular region. NCBI's taxonomy places the organism in Eukaryota, Fungi, Ascomycota, Dothideomycetes, Pleosporales, Pleosporaceae.
AUGCACUUCUCCACCUCCGUACUCGGCAGCAUCGCAGCGCUCUGCGCAACCGCCAACGGCGCCCUCACCCGCGUCAACGAUUUCGGCGCCAACCCAUCCAACCUCCAGAUGAACAUCUACGUCCCAGCCAAGGUUGCGGAAAAGCCAGCGAUCAUCCUCGCCCUCCACUACUGCGGCGGCACCGGCGAAGCCUACGCCCAAUCCACAAAAUACAACACCCUCGCCGACCAAAAAGGCUUCAUCAACAUCUUCCCCUCCACAAAAAAAGACAACAACUGCUGGGAAGUAAACACCGCCAAAGGCCUUUCCCGCGAUGCCGGCGGCGACAACCAAGGCCUAAACAACAUGAUACAGUACACCAUCAAAAAGUACAACGCCGACCCCACAAAGGUCUUUGUGACAGGAAGCAGCUCGGGCUGCAUGAUGACCAACGUAAUGAUGGCGACCUACCCAGACGUCAUCGCCGCAGGCUCCUGCUAUUCUGGUGUGGCGGCAGGCUGCGUAGCAGGCAGUCCCGGCGCCUCGCCCUCUACCGCCGACCCACGCUGCGCAAACGGGCAAGUCAUAAAGACGCAAGCGGAAUGGGUAGCCCAGGUCAAAGCCAUGUAUCCUGGUUACAGUGGCACGUACCCGCGCAUGGCGACUUGGCACGGGACCGCUGACUCGCUCGUCAAGAUCCCUAAUUUGGGCGAGCAGUUGAAGGAGUGGAGUGGGUUGCUGGGUGUGCAGUUUAGCAGGAACGAGACGAAUAGCCCGCAGAGCGGGUAUACGAAGAUGGUUUAUGGGGAUGGGACGAAGCUGGUGGGGUAUAGUGCGCUUAACGUUGGUCACACUGUGCCGGUGCAUGAGGCGGAGGAUCUUAAGUGGUUUGGGCUUUGA